AUGGCACUCCAUCCCUUCGAUCCCCUACGUCCCGAGGAAAUUGUUCGGGCAGCUGAAAUCAUACGUCCCAUCUACGAGGGUCAAGCCAUUAAUUUCCGAGUGAUCACACUCAGAGAGCCUCCCAAAAAUGAGAUGGUAAAGUUCCUCGAGCUCGGAGCAUGCCGAGAGUCUGAGCUUGAGAAAGAAGAACCUGUCCGUUGCGCACGCGUUGAGCUGAUAGCGACGACCAGAGGCGGAAGAAACGAACUCUUUGAACUCCUGGUCAAUCUUGAUGAAAACAAAUUAAUGAGCCAAAAACUACUUGAAGGCAAGCACGCGUACGUCGAUUCGGCAUAUAUGAAAGAGGUCGAAGCUGCGUGUCUAGCUGAUAAGAGGGUACAAGAGGAAAUUCGCAAGUUGAACCUUCCGCCAGGGUCUACCCCUAUAGUUGAGCCUUGGACUUACGCUACUGAUGGAAUGAACGACAUGUCAGAGCGUGUCAGCAUGUGUUGGUUCUACUGUCGCCAUUUAGAUCACAGCGAUGCCAAUUACUAUGCUUAUCCGCUCGACAUUUGUGCCGAGGUGUCGGAACGACUUGAGGUCACUAGAAUCUAUCACAUACCCUGUGCCCCAGAUGAGAGAAUCAACGACGAGGAACGUGCCUAUGAUCGCCGUAAAAUCCACGCUACAUCCUCCAGUGAGUAUCAUCCAGACCUAAGGUCUGACUCUCGAUCUACCACGAAACCCUACCAGGUGGUACAGCCUGAAGGGCCAUCUUUCGACGUUCAAGGCAACCGUGUGAGCUGGGAGAAAUGGAACUUCCGUGUUGGGUUCAAUUAUCGAGAAGGCCUCACAUUGCACGAUAUACGUUACGAAGGCCGGAGCGUGUUCUACCGGCUUUCGCUUGCAGAGAUGUUUGUGCCGUAUGGGGACCCACGAGCUCCAUAUCCACGGAAAGGGGCAUUUGACCUCGGUAAUGAUGGGGCAGGCAUAAAUGCCAACAACCUCCAGCUAGGCUGCGAUUGCCUAGGCACUAUCAAAUACUUUGAUGCAUGGCACAACACCCAGUCCGGGGAACCAAUGAAAUUGCCCAAUGUGGUUUGUUGUCAUGAGCAAGAUGACGGAAUUCUCUGGAAACACACCAAUUUCCGCACCCAAAAUGCGGUUGUCACACGAUCCCGUAUCCUUGUGUUGCAGACGAUCAUCACCGUCAGCAACUACGAGUACAUAUUCGCAUUUCACUUUGCCCAAGACGCGUCAAUCUCUUAUGAAGUUCGUGCAACGGGUAUCUUAUCGACUGCUCCCCAUCACCUCGACCACAAGGGCACAGUUCCAUACGGGACUAUUGUUGCACCAGGGGUAAUGGCUCCUUACCACCAACACCUCUUCAGUCUCCGAAUCGAUCCCGCCAUUGACGGUCAUAAGAAUACAUUGGCGAUCGAAGAAUCCAAAGCCAUGCCUUUCAAUGAUGCAAAUGUCCACAACCCAUUCGGGGUAGGCUAUUACAGCGAGAACCAUUACAUCGAACUGGAAGGGGGGUUUGACCUUGAUAUAAGCAAGGGGAGAGUCUUCAAAAUUCUCAACGAGAACAAGACGAACCCGAUCACGGGCACUCCUAUCGGAUAUAAGCUGGUCCCACAACCCAGCCAAAUGCUUCUUGCACAUCCAGACUCUUUCCAUGCCAAGCGAUCCGAAUUCGCUGACCAUGCCGUGUGGGUCACGCGCUACGGGGACGACGACUUCUUCCCCGCUGGUCGAUAUACGAUGCAGUCUUCAGGAGGAGACGGUAUUGCCUCAGCAAUUCGACGGAGGAAAGAAAGUGGUGACCCUGACGCGGUCAGGAACGAGGACAUUGUCAUUUGGCAUACGUUUGGUUCAACACACAAUCCUCGCAUCGAGGACUGGCCAGUCAUGCCUGCUGAGAAGAUGGUCGUGGGUCUCAAACCGGUCAACUUCUUCACGGGCAACCCAGGUUUGGAUGUGGCUGUGUCGACUCAAGACAAAAACAAGAGCGUGUCCUAUGAUGGUCCAGCAGAUGAGCCAGCAAGUAAAUGCUGUGUGCCUCAGCCUUAG
Messenger RNA from Neoarthrinium moseri, 2052 nucleotides. RefSeq lists its product as uncharacterized. Bases 1 to 2052 code for a protein of 683 amino acids. The transcript has 4 exons. NCBI's taxonomy places the organism in Eukaryota, Fungi, Ascomycota, Sordariomycetes, Amphisphaeriales, Apiosporaceae. The record is from RefSeq and is a predicted model, not a curated record. Gene Ontology annotation, molecular function: primary methylamine oxidase activity; quinone binding; copper ion binding. Gene Ontology annotation, biological process: amine metabolic process.